UAUUGUGUCAAACUCUUAGAAUGUCAUCUCUAUAAAUACAAUACUAUCCUUAGCUAAUUCCUCAAACCAUUGAAUACUUACAAAGAACAUAAUAGUUGUGAAAAUAUGACUUUUACUUUAGGACAUGCAUUCUCUCGUAUACUAAUCUUUGUAGGUUCACUCUCAAUACUACUAAGUACCCGUUCCUCUUGUUUUAAACCCAAAAAACUUGUUACUAUUACUUCGAACUUCUCAUCUGAUUUAGAUUCGUCAUCUUCAUUGGCUACUUGGUAUGGACCUUCUGAGGGUGAUGGGAGUGAAGGUGGUGCUUGUGGAUAUGGAAAAGCUGUUGGCCUGCCUCCAAUCAAUUCUAUGAUAUCCGCUGGAAGCCCAUUCAUCUUCCAAGAAGGCAAAGGAUGUGGCUCUUGUUAUCAGAUUAAGUGCACAGGAAAUUCCGCAUGCUCAGGAAACCCUGUGACGGUAGUUAUCACUGAUUUGUGUCCUGAGUGUAGUCAUUAUUUUGAUUUGAGUGGUAAAGCUUUUAGUUCCAUGGCAAUUUCAAGUCAAGUUGACAAGCUACGGACAGCUGGGAAAGUAGCUGUUGAAUAUCAAAGAGUUGCAUGCAACUAUCCUGGAGUACCAAUAACUUUUCGUGUGGAUCCUGGAUCUAACCAACAAUAUUUUGCUAUUGUAAUUGAAUACGAAGAUGGAGAUGGUGAUCUCAAAACAGUUGAGCUCAAAGAAGGACUUGGCUCAGCAAAUUGGGAAGCCAUGCAACGAUCAUGGGGUGCUGUUUGGAAACUUGACAAAGGAGCAUCACUAAGAGCACCAUUUUCUAUUAGGCUAACUACAAUUGAGUCUGGAAAAAUAUUUGUGGCUAAUAAUGUGAUCCCUGUAGGUUGGAAGCCUGGUCAGAUUUUUAGAGCAGUUGGAAAUUUUAAUUAAAUCUAAAAUAUAUAUCAAGUUGGAAAUUUUAAUUAAAUCUAAAGUAUAUAUCAAGUCAUCCUAAAUGGAUUUUGAAUUGUAUUAUGAAACUAAUUACGAAUAAAUUAGGUUUAAUAUUGUGUCAA
Messenger RNA from Lathyrus oleraceus (garden pea), 1049 nucleotides. RefSeq names its product putative expansin-B2. Gene Ontology annotation, biological process: sexual reproduction. The coding region runs from base 106 to 924 and encodes 272 amino acids. NCBI's taxonomy places the organism in Eukaryota, Viridiplantae, Streptophyta, Magnoliopsida, Fabales, Fabaceae. The record is from RefSeq and is a predicted model, not a curated record. Gene Ontology annotation, cellular component: extracellular region. The transcript has 4 exons.